Messenger RNA from Enterobius vermicularis (human pinworm), 231 nucleotides. The record is from the annotation of a GenBank genome assembly. Lineage: Eukaryota; Metazoa; Nematoda; Chromadorea; Rhabditida; Oxyuridae.
AUGACAGCAUUAAUUGAAUGUUUAAUGAUCACUGGAAAACGCAACAACGUCAAUAAAAUUGAUCAGCAUAUUAAUGGAACCAGAAAAGAAAAAAUUGACCCAGAAGACAAGUUGGCAGCAUCGAUGAAAUUAAAAAUGUACUCGGAAGGCGAAAUUGAUAGAAUUAGACUAAGCACUAAACAGUUCCCUUCAAAAUUCGUGAACCUGAACAAUGAUGCCAACGAUGUCUAA